Messenger RNA from Cygnus olor (mute swan), 1134 nucleotides. It is a transcript of the gene DNALI1, whose product is annotated as dynein axonemal light intermediate chain 1. Lineage: Eukaryota; Metazoa; Chordata; Aves; Anseriformes; Anatidae. The transcript is spliced from 6 exons. Gene Ontology annotation, cellular component: filopodium; axoneme. The record is from RefSeq and is a predicted model, not a curated record. Gene Ontology annotation, molecular function: dynein heavy chain binding. The coding region runs from base 49 to 819 and encodes 256 amino acids.
CCCCUCCCAUAGCAACAGCGCCGCCUCCAUAGCAACAAGGGCGCCGCCAUGAUCCCGCCGCCGGACUCGCUGCUGCGCUACGAGCCGCCGGUGCUGGUCAGCCGCCGCGCCGAGAAGCGCUCCCCGGAGGCCCGCCCGCUGAAGGGGACCCCGCAGCCGCCGCCGCAGCCCGGCCCCGGCCCGCAGCCCCGGCCCCGGCCCGCUGCUGCCGCGGCCGCCGCCGAGUGCAGGCAGCCCCAGGAGCUGCUGAACGCCAUCCUGCCGCCGCGGGAGUGGGAAGAGGACAAGCAGCUGUGGGUGCAGCAGGUGUCCAGCGUGCCCAGCACCCGCCUGGACGUCGUGCACCUCCAGGAGCAGCUGGACCUGAGGCUGCAGCAGCGGCAGGCGCGGGAGACCGGCAUCUGCCCCGUGCGCAGGGAGCUCUACUCGCAGUGCUUCGAUGAAUUGAUCCGUGAAAUUACAAUCAACUGUGCAGAGCGCGGACUAUUGCUGCUUCGAGUCAGGGAUGAAAUCCAAAUGACAAUUGCUGCUUACCAGACGCUGUAUGAGAGCAGCACUGCGUUUGGCAUGCGGAAGGCGCUGCAAGCUGAGCAAGGCAAACAUGACAUGGAAAAGAGAAUUGCAGAGCUAGAAGGGGAAAAGCGGGAGCUGGAAAGACAGGUGAGCGAACAGAAAGCUAAAUGUGAGGCUAUUGAAAAGCGUGAAAACGAAAGGCGGCAGAUAGAGGAAAAGAAACACACUGAAGAGGUUCAGUUCCUGAAGCGAACGAAUCAACAGCUGAAGGCUCAACUUGAAAGCAUCAUUGCACCGAAUAAGUAGGUUUUUUUUUUUGGUGCCCUCCAGGCAGUGCUCUAAAGAGCUGUCAGAGCAAGAAGUUUGCAAUUAGUGACAAAGAUCUGUCUUCAAAAAAAACAAUACUGAAUUUUCACUUACCGGUAACUGAAGGCAGUGUAAUUGUAUUAUUUGUCCCUUUUUCUCUUGAAGAGUUGAAAUUCAAAAGCUCCAUUAGUUACUGUGCCCUCUUUCAGUGCCACCUCAGCAUGUAGCUCCUUGAAUAGUGAACGUCUGGGACUUGCUUGUCGGUAAUAUGCUAAUGACCUUCAAAGCAAUAAACUACUAAAUGCUUUUACAAAC